AUGGCUCCAGCACAGACAUCUGCGCGGCCUCAGAGUCUAUCAACAUUGCUCGAGACUUUGAAUACCUGUUUGUCGACAACUGCCUCCUCCCUACCCAAGCCACACAAGGACGCGCCUUCCGAUGUCACGAUCGAGCCUCCCCAAGACGGCAUCUCUCUUCUCGACACCAAGAGCGAAAUUCUACUCUCUUACUUGCAAAACCUCGUGUUCUUGAUUAUCUUCCAAUUGCGCAAUGUCUCAGCGAAACAAAAUCCGAAGGAGAAGAAUCAAUCCACGGACAAGAACCUCGAAGAUGACAUCCAGAAAAAAUUGAUCGAGCUUCGGGUGUUCCUCGAGCGCGGUGUUCGUCCCUUGGAAGGGCGGCUGAAGUAUCAAGUUGACAAGGUCAUCAAAGCUGCAGAGGAUGCGGAGCGGACUGAGAAGACCCAACCAACCAAGGCAAAGAAAAGCCGCAAAGCCGCAGCAUCAGACAGUGGAGCCUCCUCCGAGGAAGAUGAUGAUGCGAGUGAUAGCGAUGAUGGAGAAGACAUUGAUGAAAUGGCGUACCGGCCUAAUGUCUCUGCUUUCUCCAAGGGAGUGGUUGAGCAAAAGAAGGCCAAGCCCUCCAAGGGUGCCGACGAAGGACCCGGAGAUGGCAUUUAUCGUCCCCCGAGGAUCAUGCCGACCUCCUUGCCUACGACAGAGCGCCGCGAACGCCAGGAUCGCAGACCUAUUCGAUCUAACGUCAUCGACGAAUUCGUCAGCGCUGAAAUGUCGUCCGCGCCUAUGGCUGAACCUAGCAUCGGCAGCACAAUCAUUGACGGUGGCCGAACUGUCAAGUCAAAGAAGGACCGUGAGCGCGAGGCAGAGCGUACCACUUACGAAGAAACCAACUUUGUCCGAUUGCCGAAGACCACCAAGAAAGAAUUGGCCAAGCGGAAUCGCGGAAAGGAUACCACGUAUGGUGGUGAUGAGUGGAAGGGACUCAAUGAAGGUGCGGAUCAUAUUGAGCGUCUCACCCGGAGAUCGAAAAGCAACGGUGCCGCCCUCGAGAAGAGUCGGAAGCGAGUGCGCAAUGAGGAUGGACAGCGCGAUGAUGGCGUGGGCAUGGGCCAAAUCUUCGACAAACGGCGAAAGAAGGUUGACAGCUGGAAGCGGUAA
This is a messenger RNA of Penicillium paradoxum, 1140 nucleotides long. RefSeq names its product small subunit rRNA maturation protein LCP5 (gene lcp5). Gene Ontology annotation, biological process: maturation of SSU-rRNA from tricistronic rRNA transcript (SSU-rRNA, 5.8S rRNA, LSU-rRNA). The record is from RefSeq and is a predicted model, not a curated record. The transcript has a single exon. Gene Ontology annotation, cellular component: small-subunit processome; nucleolus. NCBI's taxonomy places the organism in Eukaryota, Fungi, Ascomycota, Eurotiomycetes, Eurotiales, Aspergillaceae. The coding region runs from base 1 to 1140 and encodes 379 amino acids.